Eimeria maxima is the source of this 1542-nucleotide messenger RNA. RefSeq lists its product as hypothetical. The coding region runs from base 1 to 1542 and encodes 513 amino acids. The record is from RefSeq and is a predicted model, not a curated record. Gene Ontology annotation, cellular component: U2 snRNP; catalytic step 2 spliceosome; precatalytic spliceosome. The transcript is spliced from 5 exons. Gene Ontology annotation, molecular function: RNA binding. Lineage: Eukaryota; Apicomplexa; Conoidasida; Eucoccidiorida; Eimeriidae. Gene Ontology annotation, biological process: mRNA splicing, via spliceosome.
AUGUCGCUGAAUGUCACCGGAGCCUUCAGCAACAUCAAUGCUGUACAGCGGCUUAAUGCAGAAGAACUACGCCUUGGCAUCAGCGGCGAAGCCUCUUGGCAUCAUCAAUAUCGUGAUUCUUGUUAUAUUUACAUCAGCGGUCUGGAUCCGCGCCUAACAGAAGGAGAUGUUGCCAUCGUCUUCUCCCAAUGGGGAGAGCCAAUUGAUAUCGUACUCGUCAGAGAUCAGAAAACAGGUGUACCUCGUGGCUUUGGUUUCUUAGGUUAUGAGGACCAACGAUCAACAAUAUUAGCAGUAGAUAAUGCCAAUGGUAUGAAGUUACUAAAGAGGACAUUAAGAGUUGACCAUUGUAAGGAUUUUAGACCCCCUAAUAUGGGCAAAGAAGGAGAAGAGAGUGUUUAUCAGCCAACAGGAGCAGAAGGAGGAGGAAUAGGGAAAUAUUUAAUAACUAAGAGGGAAACAACAUUACAUAAGGCGCGCAUGCAGCAGCAGAAGCUGCAGCAGCAGCAGCAGAAGCAAGCCAUGGCUCGUGCUGCAGCAGGAGCGAAGACUGUUGAUGAUAUGUGGGCAGAAGAAUUCGAAUUAAUGCUCGCUAAUUUAAAUGAACAAGCAGAGGAGGAAAUAAAGGCAUUAGAGAGGGCAGAUAAAAAAUUAAAAAAGAAAAUAAAAAAAGAAAAAAAAAAAUUAAAAAAAGAAAAUAAAAAAGAAAAAAAUAAACAUAAACAUAAAAGGAGCAGCAGCAACAGCAGCAAUAGCAGCAGCAACAGCAGCAAGAGCAGCAAUAGCAGCAAAGACAGCAACAGCAACCAUAAAAACAGCAGCAAACAUUUCUCACAUAGCCGAUCAGAGACACCAGAUAUGCAGCAGCAAAGGCAGCAGCAGCAGCAGCAGCAGCAGCCGAUGAAGGACGAGAAAGAGGAGCAGCAACAGAGGUUGCACGAACUGCAGCAGCAGCAACAGCAGCAUGAAAGAAGGAAGAGGGACCGCAGCAGCAGCCGUGGAAGAGACGAUAGCAGCAAACCAGACAGAUAUUUAAAUGGCAGCAGCAGCAGUAGCAGCAGCAGCAGCAGCAGCAAAACAGGGCGCUACGCUGAAGACAGCAGCAGAAGGGAUAGACAUGAAGAUGGCAGCAGCAGCAGCAGCAGCAGCAGCAGACAUAAACAUGAAGAUGGCAGCACCAGCAGAUACGGGCACGAAGAUAGCAGCAGCAGCAGGUACAGACACGAAAAUAGCAGCAGUAGCAGCAGCAGCAGCAGCAGGUAUAGACACGAAGACAACGGCAGUAGCAGGAGAGAUAAACAUAAAGAUAGCAGCAGCAGCAGCAGGAGAGACAGACAUGAUGAUAGCAGCAGCAACAGGAGGGACAGGCGUGGAGACAGCAGCAGCAGCAGCAGCAGCAGCUGCAGAGGGUAUGGGGUUCCUUAUGGGGACGAAGUAAAGGGAGAGAGGCAGCAGCACCAACAGGAAGCAAGACAUCGCCGCAGCCGCAGCAGAAGCAGCAGCAACAAGAGGAGGAGGAGGAGCCGCAGCAGGAGCAGAUAA